AUGGCCGCCGCGCGGCACCGCACGCUGGACUUCCUGCUCGGCGCCCAGGCUGCCGGCGACGCCGGCGACACCGUUCUAAAGGGCCUCCGGCCCCUCUUCCGGGAGCGGGGCAUGACAGAGUCGCUGCACACCUGGCAGGACCACGGCUGCCUAGCCACCUACAUCCACAAGAACGGCAGCUUUGCCAGCCUGAGAAUUUACCCGCAUGGAUUGGUGUUGCUGGACCUUCAGAGUUACGAAGGCGAGGCGCAAGCCGAAGACGUUGACAGUCUUUUGAACAAAGUCGAAGAAAGAAUGAAAGAACUGAGUCGGGACAGCCCUGGACGGGUCAAGCGGUUGCCACCCAUAAUUCGAGGAGGGGCCAUCGACAGAUACUGGCCCACCGCCGAUGGCCGCCUGGUCGAGUACGACAUGGAUGAAGUGGUAUAUGAUGAAGAUUCACCUUAUCAGAACAUUAAAAUUCUACACUCGAGGCAGUACGGAAAUAUCCUCAUCCUGAGUGGGGACGUUAACCUGGCGGAGAGCGAUGGGGCCUACACCCGAGCCAUCACGGGCAGUGGCAAAGAGGAUUACACUGGCAAGGACGUCCUGAUCCUGGGAGGCGGAGACGGCGGCGUCUUACGCGAAAUCGUCAAACUGAAACCGAGGAUGGCCACGAUGGUAGAGAUUGACCAGAUGGUGAUUGAUGCGUGUAAGAAACACAUGCGGGAAACGUGUGGCGACGUCUUAGACCGUCUCACGGGAGACUGCUACCGGGUUCUCAUAGAAGACUGCGUUCCAGUACUGAAGAGGUUCGCCGAAGAAGGCAGGCACUUCGAUUACGUGAUUAAUGAUUUGACGGCGGUCCCAAUCUCCACAUCUCCGGAAGAAGAUUCCACAUGGGAGUUUCUCAGGCUGAUUCUUGACCUCUCGAUGAGAGUACUGAAGCAGGAUGGGAAAUAUUUUACACAGGGGAACUGUGUCAAUUUGACGGAGGCCCUCUCACUCUAUGAACAGCAGCUCGGGAGCCUCUGUUGCUCUGUGGAAUUCUCGAAGGAGGUCGUCUGCAUCCCAUCAUACUUGGAGUUGUGGGUGUUUUACACUGUUUGGAAGAAAGCUCAACCUUGAAGAUUAAUAUGCCCUUAUCCUAUAGGCUGCAGAUAGCCUUCCAGACCUUCAUAUGCUGCACAUGACAUCAAAUGGAGUCAGGCAAUUGAUGGUGAAUUUCUUCAAGUUUUCUUUUUCUAACUAUUUUGUAUCAGAAAAGCAAAUGGAA
Messenger RNA from Molossus molossus (Pallas's mastiff bat), 1255 nucleotides. Its product is annotated as spermine synthase-like. Bases 1 to 1107 code for a protein of 368 amino acids. Gene Ontology annotation, molecular function: spermine synthase activity. The record is from RefSeq and is a predicted model, not a curated record. The transcript has a single exon. Gene Ontology annotation, biological process: spermine biosynthetic process. Lineage: Eukaryota; Metazoa; Chordata; Mammalia; Chiroptera; Molossidae.